UCCCGCCAGUCAUUCGCCCCGUACCGCGGUUCCGGCGCCGCCGGGUCUGGGUUCCGGGUUCGUUGCCCCGGUUUCCGGACCCGGCUGGUCUUCUGGGCCGCCCAGCCGCGCACAGCACCCGUCCGGUGCCGGGACUCGCGGGCCUCAGCCCCGCAGGCCCCGCCGCUCCCCGCCCGGGCUCGUCUCCGGUCCCGGCCCGCUCGCCCCCUGACCCGACCCGACCCACUGGGUUCCGCGCCGCCCCAUGGAGUCUCAGUGCGACUACUCGAUGUACUUCCCGGCAGUGCCGCUGCCGCCGCGUGCGGAGCUGGCGGGGGACCCGGGCCGGUACCGGGCACUGCCCCGGCGCAACCAUCUGUACUUGGGGGAGACGGUCCGCUUUCUGCUAGUGCUGCGCUGCCGGGGCAGCGCGGGCUCCGGCGCCGGGGGCGGCCCGGGCUUGGGCUCCCGAGGGGCCUGGGCAGAGCUGGCGACCGCCUUGGCCGCCCUGGCCUCUGUCAGCGCUGGAGGCGGGCUGCCAGGGGGCGGUGGCGCGGGCGACCAGGACCCCGAGCCCCCAGGCGGAGGGGAUCCAGGGGGCGGGGGCUUGUUCCGCGGCUGCAGCCCUCUGCUCACCCACGGCCCUGGCUCUGCUACCUCAGGGGGAGCGACCACGCUGCCUGUGGAGGAACCAAUCGUGUCCACAGAUGAGGUCAUCUUCCCACUCACUGUUUCACUGGACAGACUGCCCCCAGGGACACCCAAGGCCAAGAUUGUAGUGACCGUGUGGAAGCGGGAGGUUGAGGCACCAGAGGUCAGAGAUCAAGGCUAUCUGCGCUUGCUGCAGACCCGAUCUCCUGGGGAAACCUUCCGGGGCGAGCAGAGCGCCUUCAAGGCCCAAGUGAGUACCCUGCUGACGCUGCUGCCUCCUCCCGUUCUGAAAUGCCGGCAGUUCACUGUGGCUGGAAAACACUUGACCGUUCUCAAGGUGCUGAACAGCUCCUCCCAGGAGGAGAUCUCCAUCUGGGAUAUCAGAAUCCUCCCCAACUUCAAUGCCAGUUAUCUACCUGUCAUGCCCGAUGGUUCUGUGCUGCUGGUGGACAAUGUCUGCCACCAGUCUGGCGAAGUCUCCAUGGGCUCAUUCUGCCGGCUUCCUGGUGCCUCUGGCUGCUUCCCCUGCCCACUUAAUGCCCUGGAGGAACACAACUUCUUGUUUCAGCUGAGAGGGGGUGAGCAGCCCCCACCAGGGGCCAAGGAGGGCCUCGAAGUUCCCCUGAUUGCUGUGGUUCAGUGGUCUACCCCGAAACUGCCCUUCACCCAGAGCAUCUACACCCACUACCGCCUUCCCAGUGUCCGUCUGGACCGUCCCUGCUUUGUGAUGACUGCUUCUUGUAAGUCCCCUGUUCAGACCUAUGAGCGGUUCACUGUCACCUACACGCUGCUCAACAAUCUCCAAGACUUUCUUGCUGUGAGGCUUGUGUGGACCCCGGAGCAUGCACAGGCUGGAAAGCAGCUGUGUGAGGAGGAGCGCCGGGCCAUGCAGGCAGCCUUGGACUCCAUCGUCUGCCACACACCCCUCAACAACCUUGGCUUUUCACGGAAGGGCAGUGCACUUACCUUCAGUGUGGCCUUCCAGGCUCUGAGGUCGGGGCUCUUUGAGCUGAGCCAGCACAUGAAGCUGAAGCUGCAGUUCACUGCCAGUGUGUCCCACCCUCCACCUGAGGCCCGACCCCUCUCUCGCAAGAGCAGCCCCAGCAGCCCUGCUGUCCGGGACCUGGUGGAGAGGCACCAGGCCAGCCUGGGCCGCUCUCAGUCCUUCUCCCACCAACAGCCUUCCCGAAGUCACCUCAUGAGGUCGGGCAGCGUGAUGGAGCGCAGGGCCAUCACGCCCCCGGUGGCCUCCCCUGUCGGCCGCCCCCUCUACUUGCCUCCGGACAAGGCUGUGCUGUCUCUGGACAAGAUUGCCAAGCGCGAGUGCAAAGUACUGGUGGUGGAGCCUGUCAAGUAGCACCGAGCUGCUCUGCUUCCCAUUCGCUCUAGGAACCCAAAGCCCCUGGUGGGCUUCUUCCUCCCAGGCUGUGCCUCCCCUGGGACACCUCCUGCUGUGGGUGAAGAGGCCCAGCAGGGCCGCCUGUCUGUGUCUGCUGAUGAGGGACAAGGGCAGAAGCUGUGAAAUAGAUGGCAUGGCUGCAUCACUAGGCCAACAGUAUUUCUGAGUUCCUCUGGGGGGGCUGGCCCCACCCCAGGCAGAGCAAGGGCUCCAAGAGCUCCCUUGCCCCGACCCUUAUCCUUUGUAAGUUUACAGAGUAUUUUCCUCAUUCCUGUUAUGUUCUGUCUGCCUCCGACAUUCCCUCCCUCCCACCGGCCCUCAGUGCUGAGAUUAGAGGGUGGUGAUGGUAAAGGGACCUCAACAAUGAUCCUCCUGUCUCGGGCUGGGAGAUAGCUAGGUGGCCUCCUUCUGCCCCUCAUGUUUACGUUGGUGGCCUGAAGCACUUUAAGUUGUGUCUCUGCGGUGGGGUGGGGGGGCUCUCUGUUCCUGUAACUUAUUCAACUACAGCUUCCAACUGAAUUAAGACUAUUAAAUGCUUGUUCAGGAGGGA
Heterocephalus glaber (naked mole-rat) is the source of this 2579-nucleotide messenger RNA. RefSeq names its product trafficking protein particle complex subunit 14 (gene Trappc14). Gene Ontology annotation, cellular component: TRAPPII protein complex. Gene Ontology annotation, molecular function: alpha-tubulin binding. Gene Ontology annotation, biological process: cilium assembly. The record is from RefSeq and is a predicted model, not a curated record. Lineage: Eukaryota; Metazoa; Chordata; Mammalia; Rodentia; Bathyergidae.